AUGAAGUUUACGCUUAUCGCUCUCGUUGGCGCAGCAGCAACUGCCAAUGCUGCUGACUAUCAGCGUCUGAAUCUCCCAGAUCCGCAGAAUUGGAUCGCUGCAAGUAGCCUCUUCCCAGGCGAUGUCAUUGCAGGAUAUAACGCGGACUACAAUAAAUACGACAAAGAGUCGUGGGCGAAUUAUAUCCUUGACCAGUGUAAGGGAUUUUCUGCUUGCACUUCGACUAUUUCCUACUCAGCGAUCAAUUCUGGGACUCCAAAGGAGAGGUACUGGUUCGGGUAUGUAUUCCGUGGUGGAAAGACCACCGAGCAGGAUUACCAAAGAGCUGAUGGAGUAAUGGAUUCUGUCAUUUAUGAGAUAGUUUAA
Pochonia chlamydosporia 170 is the source of this 366-nucleotide messenger RNA. RefSeq lists its product as hypothetical. The transcript has 2 exons. The record is from RefSeq and is a predicted model, not a curated record. Bases 1 to 366 code for a protein of 121 amino acids. NCBI's taxonomy places the organism in Eukaryota, Fungi, Ascomycota, Sordariomycetes, Hypocreales, Clavicipitaceae.